UUAAGCUCCGUCGCAGAGUGAUGACGUAGAAUCCCAGUGCCCGGCGCUGCUGUGGGUUGUGGUUGAAGUGAAGCAAACGAAAGGUGGGGAUUUCCUCCGUGAGACAAACCGAGGGCCCGACACGGUGAAGCUGCGGAGAUGCACACCUCAGUGCGUGAAAUUGAUGUCUCCUCUCAGCCUGACUCCACCUACUUCCUGCGGGUGGACUGGAGGGGGCAGAGCCUAGGUUCAGGCUUCCAGUUGGUGCUAACUGAUGGACAGGGAGCAUGGAGAGGAGAAGUGAGGGACGCAGCGCUGUGUGAGGAGGCGAAGGAGCUGGAGAUGCAGAAGGAGAGGUACAUCCAGGACCUCCAGCAAGCACUGACUGGGACAGAGAGCUCCAUCACCUACAGCUUCACCCUGACGCCGUCUCCACCAAACCACAGGUCCACGGUUACACUGGCAUAUGAGAAGGUGCAGAAAGACAUCUCAUUCAGGCUGGGUUCUGUUUUGUUGAAGUCUGUCGCAGAGCCAGCGGAGGCUGUGAGGGAGUUACUGAUUCACAGUCUGCAGAAGGGAAAUACACUGGACCACCAGAACCAGGAUCUAGAGGAGGAGAACCGGAAACUAAGACAAGAACAGCAACGCAUCACUGCAGACAUGAAGCGAUACGUUGGUGGUAAAGAAGCCCUGGAGACAGAGCUCUACUCUCGAUUUGUCCUCGUCUUGAAUGAGAAGAAGGCAAAGAUCCGCAGUCUGCAGGAAACUGUCUCACAACUGCAGGAAUCCAGUUCUGAGGGAGAGAAAAAUAAGGAUUCAGUAAAAUCCCACCAAACAGCAGCAGAGGAGGAUGAAUAUGGAGGGAGCACUGACGAGGAGCCAGAGGAAGUGAAGUGCACGGCAGCCUCCACUUUACAAUCCCGGGACUCCUCUACACCAAGCCCACUGGAUGGCAGCCUAAAGGACAUCACAGACGUGGCCCCCUGUCGCAAACGGCGGUUUCGUCACCUCAAGGCCUCGGACCCUGCGCUUAAAAGACCAAACCAACAGACUUCCCAUAGAAAGAGAACCCCCCUCCUCUUCUUCUUUUCCUCCCCCCUCAACCACACUUGUCUUGAAUGGGGAAAAUCAAACAUCAUAAAAGUUCCAUGUCAGGGAUCUUCUUUAUGUCGGGCAAUUACACCCAAUCUACCGCAGCUCUCUAAGAUUUUAACCUUUGGACCUGAACAUUCACAUGGUUGGAGGAUGCCCCCACUAAAUUGCUGUUGAGCUGUACGUGAAGUAUACACAAGGCUAAAGUGGCAGUAGAGCUAAUCUCAUUGGUAUGGUAGCAGUCAGUUGAAACCAGGGAUUGACCACAACACAAUCAGUGACGUAAAUAUGUGAAGGGAUGUCGAGAGCUAUGUAGCAAAGUAUGUGUUUCACAGGGAACACGUGUACAUAAACACGCCGCUCUGAUUGUUUUUCAUUAAUUUAUGGUAUCGUGUAUGAAAGGAAAAAUAGCACAGUGCAAGGUCAGAAUUUGUAUUUGACCACUGUGAUGAUGCAGUUGGGGUAUCAAUGUAGAAGGCUCCAAUAAAACAAACCUGUGUCAACAUUUGGUGGCGCUAGAGGCUUGGUGAAGUAAGGCAUGCUAACUCACAGGGCUAAUUUGCAAGCUAACUACUAAUACCAAUGACUGUAUAUAAAGAUAGACAACAGGUCUCCUCUUUCUCGCACUGCACAAAAAUGAGGCCAAAAUAACUCUGAUACAGGCGCUGGUCAUUUGGACCCAGAGUCUGUACAAUAGUGAUCAUGGAGUGGAGCUGUGGUAUCAAAGUCCUGUCUAUUUACCCAUCCUACCAAUCUAUAGAUUUGUUCCUAGCAUUGUCAAUAAUUAAUUAUACGUUUUCACAUAUUAUUCAAAAGUCAUAUUGAUGAUACCCUACUUUACUUUGGUUUCCAAGAUUCCUGUUGUAAAGUACAAAUCAUAAAAGUUGGAAGUGAAAGAUUUUACAAAAAUGCCAGCCAUACAACAUUCAAUGCCAACAAGGCAAAUUAAAAUCAGAGAUGAUGAUUCAAAAUAAAUGGUUGUAUUAAAAGUGAUGCAAUGUUUUUUUACUACAUCACUUUUUUUCACCUUAUUUCAUAUUCUCAACGCACUAAUGGAAGUAACAGUGGUCGUUAGCUGUGAGGCGAACUGUAGCUCUGAUGAGGUCGGAGGCAGUUUUCGUGUCUCAGACUAAACAUGUCCCUCCACACUGAGCUACAUAAAGUAUGUGACAUGUUUUGCCAUAGAUGACUGCAGAGCUGAGCGGGAGUCAAGAAGUACCUUUAUUACAUCACUGAACUGAAGAGAAGUGUAGUUUGGUUUGACCAUCAGUUUAACCUUUUUCCAGCAGCAAAGCAGUUGCAGCAGCAGUUUCCACUCGUGUCCCCUUCUGUUACGGCCAAGAGAAAGUCCAGCUGUACACCUUUAGGGCGUUUACUGCAUUCCUCUUAGAGGUAAUAUCAAAUUCUGCUCUCACGGUUUAUUGGCGAUAAAAGACCAGUGUUGUCCUGCAGGUUUAUGAUUUAUGCUGCUGGGCUUCAACCACUUCAAGAUUAUGUCUUCUCUAUCAGACUGUCUGUUUUAUCUCUUUAACCACCCAAACACAUGCUGCCGUGGCUUUAGGCGGGCCAGCUGGUGAUGAGACGAUCGCUAGAGUCAGCCUCAGGAGGGAAGACUUCUUUUCCAUCCUGCAGUUUUUAUGUGAAUGCACAGCUUCACUAAUGAGUUUGUGGAAAACAUCAGGAAGCUGCAUCAGAACACACGUCAUAUGUUCAUAGUAUGGUCUUUGUUGUUAAAACUCUUACAAAGAGCAUGGAAAAUUAUAGGUUACAACAAAACAUAUUUUCUCACUUAGUCCUAGGUGUCUCUCAAUGCAUAUAGUUGUGGUUUUAUUUGUCAGUGGACUGGGACAUCCAGUCUCCAGUACACGGGAACUGCUUUCUGCUUAAGAGGUCUCUUUGACCUUUGUUGACAAUAGCUACAUAUUUUCAGUAUUUUAAGUAUCGAGAAGUUUGACAGAAAAAGGUUUUAUGCCCACUUGAGGUACUACUCUACUCUCUUAUAACAGCAGUCGGGGUGUCAAUGUAGAAGGAUCCAGCAACACAAAUCUGCUUGGUGGUGCUAGCAGCUUGGUGAUGCUUGGUGAUGCCUUUUUAGCAACAUUUGAAAAGUUUGCUUCAAAUAUGCUUGAGCAUUGGAACAACAGGCUUUAACAGCACUGCAAAUUAACUUCAUCCACCUUUGACAUGUUGGGUUUGAGAGAUCGAUCUCUGAUGUCUCGUUGAGCGUAACAUAUAUUUACCCUGCACGCUGUUUUUUUGUGUUUAUGUACAAAAUAACUCAACACCACAUAGACAGAUUCUGACCAAACUCAAUCAAAGGUAUAGAUUAAGGUCAACUACAAUAUCUUUAUCUCCGCAGAUACCAUCUAAAGCCUAUAUUGUCACAAAGAAGUAAGAAAAGUAUCCAUCAAUCAAAUCUUACAUCUUCAGCCCAUAUUCCCAAAUCACAAUUUGCCUCAUAGGGCUUAACAAGGUGUGACAUCCUCUGCUCUUAACCCUAGACUGGAGCGAGGAAGCACCCCCAAAAUAAAACCUUUUAAAGAGAAAACAAUAUGGAGAAACCUCAGAGUAGGCUGUGAGGGAUCCCUGUCUCAAGAUGGACAGAAGUGUUGUGUGUAAGUUGUAAGUAAUUAAUUUGAGUAGGCAUAUUGUAUGGGUAAAGCAAUCUAGUUGCAAUCAUAAUCCACAAUCAGCUGCCACAACAAUCCACGAUGUGGCAGCACGAGCAUUCAACAAUAAAGCACAAGGACACCGGGGAAUAAGUCAAGCCAGUAACAUGUAUUGAUGGGACAUUAAACAGGAUGAUCAUUCUGUUAUUUUUUAGCUAGUUGCUGUUGACAUACACCUCUAUGUGAUAUUCGGUUUGGUGAUCCUGAAGAGGAAUUUCUUUGAGUUUGUGUUUACAGAAAGAACUGAAAACGGACCCCUGAAUUGAGCAAAUUACUCUUUAGGGGAGAACUUUGGAGCAUAUUCACUGAAGGGUAAAUGUGUUUUUUUUUUGUUUGGUUCACCAAAUCCUUUCAUUUCUUAGACAUUGUUGAAUGCUGUUAUACUCUUGUCUUAACACAGUGCAGCAGGGGGUCCGGGGUCUUGGACUUGAAGUGGGGAGCCAAAGUCAGCCACUGAUCUCAAAGGACAACUUUCUUCUUUUCUCCUCUCUGUUGUUUCUAGAGUUGCUGCUGAGUCAGACUAUCACACAGUUCUGAAGAACUGCUGCCGCACAUCCAAAACCUAGCAAUACUACUGCUCUUGUGCCCAUGUGUCCCAUUCGCCAGGUUUUCAUUUGGGACAUGGCCAUUUAGAAACUCUUCCAAAGCAAUGUCUCAAUCGGACAUUGACUCUGUAGUUGUCCAAUAGAGGGUGAAUAUAUCGUGUCUAAGCUCCUCUUAGCACCAAUGGCUGUGCCACAUGCAGAUGGCUGUAAAUGGUGCCAUCCAUCCCCGACUGCUGUCACUAGUUGGUAGUGUUGCCCAUUACAGGCUCAUUACCAACUCUGACUGCUACAACAAGAAGCAGCAGUGAGCCUAUGAGCAGCUGUGGUUGGAUGUUUGAUGGCUGCAGAAGCUGCCCACCCCCUACCCCCCUGAGCUGGCAAACACUCGCUGUAAAAGAGAGGCCUUUGUCUGAGAUGGCUAACUUGGGGGGCUAGAGUUGUUGGCAGCCCUACACCCAACUAUUGUUUUUGGCCAUUUCCAUUACUCCUCAACUCAUUCGGCUUCCUGUGAUACCUCCAUAUUUAUCUGCAUAUAGGUCAUCCACAGAGGAGACAGAGAGGAGGAAGAGAAGCAAGAGCAGAAAAUUAAGGGAGUGAAAGAGCCUGCAGAGAGUUAAAUGAAGUCCAUAUGAACAGAAGACAAGGAUGACUAAUUACAGGGAUUGCGCAACAUCUUGGGAGAUAAACUGCCUUACUUCUCCCUCAGAGCCGACACAUGUUGUGUAGCCGCUUAACAAAGACACAUAAAUCCAGCUGUAACUCAAAAGAACAAACAUCUUCUCUGCAGAUUUUUGAAAUCAAUAAACAUGGUACAACAUGUUAAUUACUGAGCUUUAGAGAUGACGAUAGCUGUGUUUUCAAACUUUGGACCGAGCCAGACUGUUUCCCUCUGCUGCUUUUUAAGCUAAGCUAAGCAUGUCCUGACUCCUGCUCUGUAGUGAAUACACAGACAUGAGACUGAAUAUCCAUCUUUUCAUCUCCCUCUUUAUCAGAAAAUAAUUCUAUUUCUCAAAAUGUUGAACUAUUCACUCAUUAACAAAACAAGCAUCAUUGUGGUCCUCUGGGUUUGACACAUCACUAAAAACUAGACAAGUUUUAAGUUUUUAUUGUUCAACAGCUGGCUGUUCUGAUGCUCAUGUUCAUUUUUUUUGACAUAUUGUAGUUAUCUGUUAAUGUGUCCGUCGGAUCUUCAGAAGUGUCAGUGUACUAAGGUGUAAGGUUUGCCUUUGCCAUGAAAAAAAAACUUGCAGUGAGACACUCUCUCUCCUUCUCACAGGGACCAGCUCUGUGAACUAUCAAACAUCGCUCCUAGCCAUCACAGAUAAUCACUGCAAGACACGGGACUGGUAGGGUUUUAAGUAUGUGUUUGCAUUUUGCUUUACACUAGGAUCAGCACCGUUUUUAUAGGUUGUUGUGAGCUGUGGAACUCUGUAUAACAUGUGAAUAUAGUUUAUGAACAGUUUUACUCUCGGCACUGGACCCUCCUAAAAGGAUCAAUACGAAGAUAUAGGAAAAAAAACGUACACACACGUAUAUCCUGUUCUAAUUAUGUUU
This is a messenger RNA of Hippoglossus stenolepis (Pacific halibut), 5839 nucleotides long. It is a transcript of the gene xrcc4, whose product is annotated as X-ray repair complementing defective repair in Chinese hamster cells 4. The record is from RefSeq and is a predicted model, not a curated record. The coding region runs from base 139 to 1248 and encodes 369 amino acids. Gene Ontology annotation, cellular component: DNA ligase IV complex; DNA-dependent protein kinase-DNA ligase 4 complex; nucleus. Gene Ontology annotation, biological process: positive regulation of ligase activity; double-strand break repair via nonhomologous end joining; response to X-ray. Gene Ontology annotation, molecular function: DNA binding. Lineage: Eukaryota; Metazoa; Chordata; Actinopteri; Pleuronectiformes; Pleuronectidae. The transcript has 8 exons.